UGUGCCCAGAGGUGGCACUGGGACACCCCCAUAUGUCUGGUCCCAGCAGUCCUUGACCCCCAACAUUGCCUCUUCCUUCCCCCUCCAGCUCCCUGGAGGCUCCGCAGUGAUCAGGAAGGAUCAGGGACCUGCUGAGAGGACCUGACGGUGACAGGGCUGCCGGGAGCCUCAGGGCCGCAUCCAGCACCCGUCCUGACUGCGCCAGCACCCAGCGAGGGGCUGGUGGCACCACCAUGUCCCAGGCAGAAGGAGGCGAGGAGACCUUUGAAUACUGUGAUGUGGUCAUCAACAGCCAGGAGAAGGUUUUGGAUGUGUACACACAGCUGGAGAAGCUGGGAGAGGGAAAAUUUGGGACUGUGUACCGGCUGCAGGAAAAAGCUACUGGCAAAAUCCGGGCUGGGAAGUAUUUCCGGACACGGACAGCUAAAGAGAAGGAGGCGGCUCGGGCCGAGGUGGAGCUCAUGAACCUGCUGCAUCACCCACUCCUUGUGCAGUGCCUCGCCGCCUUCCAGGGCCCCACCGAGCUUGUGAUGGUGAUGGAGUACGUGGCAGGUGGGGAGCUCUUUGAGCGCAUCGUGGAUGAUGACUUCGAGCACACGGAGCCCAGCAGCACCCAGUACAUGCAGCAGAUCCUGGAGGGGCUGCGGUUCAUGCAUGGCCAGGCCGUUGUCCACCUUGACCUCAAACCCGAGAACAUCGUCUGUGUCAGCCCUGGCAGCCACUGGCUCAAGAUUAUUGAUUUUGGCUUGGCGCGGAAGCUGAGUCCAGACACCCCCGUGAAGGUGCUGCACGGCACCCCUGAGUUCAUGGCUCCAGAAGUGAUUGCCUUUGAGCCUGUGGGCUUCUCCACGGACAUGUGGAGCGUUGGUGUCAUCUGCUACAUCCUGCUGAGCGGGGAGUCCCCCUUCCAGGGGGACAAUGACCUGGAGACACUGAGCAACAUCACAGCUGCCCAGUGGGACUUUGAGGAGGAGAUCUUCUCAGAGAUCUCCCAGCAAGCCAAGGACUUCAUCAGCCAACUGUUGCAGAAGGACCCUCGUCGCCGGCUCUCCAGUGUGGGGGCUCUGCUGCACCCCUGGCUGCAGCAGCCCCAGCCCAGCAGCACGAAGGCGCUGUCAAAAGAGAGGAUCAAGCAGUUCCUGAUGCGUCGGAAGUGGCAGAAAACAGGCAAAGCUCUGCUGGCCCUCAACAGGCUGAGCCGGCUGUCCCAGGGCUCGGAGAGGAAAGUGUCAGAGGCUCAGGAUGAGGAAGGCCUGGGCUGCAGCCCGGAGGAGGACCAAGCCUCUGGAUCUCUGCCACUACGAGGUCCCAGCUUCUCGAAGCUGCUGACAGACCAAGAGGAGGAGGAAGGUGGGAGCACUGUGGCCUCAGGGAAGGCGGAGACCAGUGUCAGCAUGGCUGUGCUACCCCAGCCUGGACCACCUAGAGCAGCUGGUGACAGAGGAGCAGCUGAUGGGGAUAAAACCUCCUGCAGCGCCUCGCAUGGUGACCCAGCCAGCCUAGGGUAGACCCAGACCCCAGGGCUCCUCUCCCACAGGUGAACUCUGGGGUCCCACAGUGUCCCUGUGCUGGUGUCGGGACAGCAUACCUGCUCCUGUCUGCAUGGCCUCCCGGGCUUGAGCUGUUACCA
Molecule: messenger RNA, 1630 nt
Organism: Athene cunicularia (burrowing owl)
Lineage: Eukaryota; Metazoa; Chordata; Aves; Strigiformes; Strigidae
Product: myosin light chain kinase, smooth muscle-like
Exons: 10
Coding region: 234-1508 (424 amino acids)
Biological process (GO): positive regulation of apoptotic process; protein phosphorylation; intracellular signal transduction
Cellular component (GO): nucleus; cytoplasm
Molecular function (GO): ATP binding; protein serine/threonine kinase activity
Source: RefSeq, a predicted model, not a curated record